Molecule: messenger RNA, 1398 nt
Organism: Phytophthora sojae
Lineage: Eukaryota; Oomycota; Peronosporomycetes; Peronosporales; Peronosporaceae
Exons: 1
Biological process (GO): dephosphorylation
Molecular function (GO): phosphatase activity
Source: RefSeq, a predicted model, not a curated record
AUGAACUCGUACGGCAACGGGGGCGGCGCGCUCACGCCCACGAGACUCGUGAUUAAAUUCAAGGACUUGAGGUCGUGGACGCUCGGCGGAGACGUCACGAGGCUGCUGCCGGCCUUGAACCGAUACGCGUACGUGGACACGCCGUUGAGUUUGUUCGCGUUCACGUCCAUUGGACCAACGCAGGAGGAUCUGCAGGCCCAUGGACUGUAUGAUGUGUACGAGGACUUUGCCAGGAUGGGGGUUGCCCUGAGAGACGGGAACAGUGCAUACAGAGUCACGGAGCUCAAUGUGGCGUUCGCAAUUUGUCCGACGUAUCCGCGCCAGCUUGUGGUGCCCGCUGCUGCCAGCGACUCGGAGGUCGGGGCGGUCGCUGCGUUCCGGUCGAAGGGGAGACUGCCGAUCUGUAGUUAUGUACACGCGCGCAAUGGCGCUGCGUUGUGGCGAUGCGCGCAGCCCAAGCGCGGCAUUCUGCACGCCCAGAACCCUGCGGAUGAGCAGUAUCUACUGCACAUUGCGCGUGCUUCGUCAGGUUCUACGUCGAUGUAUUCCGGAGCACCGACACGGAAGAUCUGGAUCGCUGACUGUCGCCCGGAGCUGAAUGCGCGCGUGAACAACCUCACGGGAGGAGGCACCGAGAGCGGGAAUCUAGCGCAUGCGCGGGUGACCUUCCUCAACAUCGGCAAUAUCCAUGCAAUGCGCGAGAGUAUUGAAGCAGUGCGUGGCCUUGGUGGGUUCAUGGCGAUAUCGAACAACACCGAGGCGAUGGAUCUGUCGUGGGGCUCUCGCGUUGAAGACACCAAGUGGCUUUCCCACGUUCGUCGCGUCAUGAGCGGAGCUCUGCAGGUUGCGCGCGCGCUCGAGGCCCAAGCCACUACGGUUGUCGUGCACUGCAGCGACGGCUGGGAUCGUACCGCUCAGCUUUGUGGGCUCGCGCAGUUGCUGGUGGACGCGCACUACCGAACGCGCCGAGGUUUCCUCGAGGUUAUCGAGAAGGAGUGGGUUCGCGCAGGCCACAAGUUCCAGGAUCGCGUGGCGCCAGGCAAAGCUGAGGACGAUGACGACCAACAAGCUCCGAUCUUCCUGCAGUUCUUGGACUGCGUGUGGCAGCUGAUCCGCAUCUUCCCCACUUGCUUCGAGUUCAAUGAGCGUAUGCUGGAGGCGAUGGCGGACGCAGUAUUCUCCGGGAGAUACGGAACUUUCCUAGGAAAUUGUGAACGCGAGCGCAGCGCCUGGAGUGUGCGUGAACGAACACCGUCGCUCUACGCAUACGUGCUUCAGGAAGACCGCUUCGUGAACCCGUUCUACCGUGCCAGCAGCACUUCGGCGCUCUUGCCCGAUUCCACGGCGGUGCUACGUCAAGUCACGCUUUGGACCUCUUACUACUUCCGAGGAGCUCCG